This is a messenger RNA of Marasmius oreades (fairy-ring Marasmius), 1191 nucleotides long. RefSeq lists its product as uncharacterized. The record is from RefSeq and is a predicted model, not a curated record. NCBI's taxonomy places the organism in Eukaryota, Fungi, Basidiomycota, Agaricomycetes, Agaricales, Marasmiaceae. The transcript is spliced from 4 exons. Bases 1 to 1158 code for a protein of 385 amino acids. Gene Ontology annotation, cellular component: nucleus.
AUGCUUGUUGAAGACUACAGUAGUGGCAGCGAAAGUGAAGGCGACUCACAGGUAGCUCCUCCGAAGCAACCUAAUCCUCCAUCCAAAAAAUCCUCAUCUCUAGUAUUGCCACCACCAGGGCCUACCGUCAAGGCGAAAAGAAAAGUUGCAAUUGGGUUACCUACUCUGAAACCUGCCGAAGAUGAACACGAAGAUGAUGACAGACCAGCACCCAAAAAAUUCCGGCCAUCACCUGGUGCAGGAGCAUCGUCGUUACUGUCGAUGCUUCCCGCACCAAAGCAGAAGAUAGUCAGUCCUGCAGCUCCCGAACGAGUUUUGGGUGGAGGAAAGGGUCCUGGGCUAGUUUUCAAUUCACGACCACGACCUCCUACAGAACCCCCUCUAAACGAUUCAGAUGAGGUAGAUGGGAUAAACGAAGAGGAGGCUGAGCAAACCAGCACUCUUUUGAAAGCAGACACUUCUGCAACGUCUAUGUUAUUUCUCCCACCUUCUCUUGUGAAAGGAAAAGCCAAUAUCUCCCUUGAAGAAGGGAAGCCACGAGCACGUCCACGGACCACGACCGCCGCUGCUCCUGCGACGGGGUUCUUCUCAUUGGGCUCCACCUCCACCUCCACCUCCACAUCCACAUCCACUGCCUCAUCUCAACCGAAAGCAGCCCCGGUGAGCAUAUCAGCGGCGCCAGAGCUACCUACCUUCGAAAUACCCGAACCAACUGUAAACGACCCAUAUCCGGGCUACUAUCAACUCCCCUCAGGACAGUGGGCCGCUCAUUCCUUUGAAUUUUAUGAGAAGUUUAGAAAGAAGUGGGAAAAAGACUAUAAUACACAGCUUCGAGCGCUCGAGAAGGGUUCUGCAAAGGGUUUCGAAGGCUACGAUCGCGGAGACGUGGAGGAUGUGGAUGCCGCACAACAGAUGGAGCGCGCGAAGCGAGAGGUCAAAGAACUAGAGGAAAGGAAAGCAGUUACGAAAAUUGCUCAAGGAGAACCUGCGAAACCUAAGAUGACCUUGAAUGCAUCCAAGAUGAGCGGCAUAGCUCGCUCCAGACAUCAGCUAGCGACGAUGCUCAACGAGGCGUACACAAAUCGAGAGGCACUAGAAGAGAAGAUAGCCGAGGGUCGCAGAAACCGCAAGGAGGCAGGAAAUAAAUAUGGAUUCUGAUAUUGGCCUUGUUACGACUCAAGAACAGAUGCC